This is a messenger RNA of Lineus longissimus, 3544 nucleotides long. RefSeq names its product glucose dehydrogenase [FAD, quinone]-like. Gene Ontology annotation, molecular function: oxidoreductase activity, acting on CH-OH group of donors; flavin adenine dinucleotide binding. The transcript is spliced from 13 exons. NCBI's taxonomy places the organism in Eukaryota, Metazoa, Nemertea, Pilidiophora, Heteronemertea, Lineidae. The record is from RefSeq and is a predicted model, not a curated record. The coding region runs from base 151 to 1998 and encodes 615 amino acids.
CCAACACUGAAGGUAUACUCAUCAACAGCAUAUCUCUCUUUUACCUGUUUGAGAUUUUCCGUACAUCUCUUGAGAGAGUUCCAUCAGAUGGGAUAGAAGGAUUUGGAUGGGAAGCUAGCAUUUUCGAAGGUUGAACCGUCUUAGUCCAAGAUGGUAGAAGCAGGGAAGGUUGCUGUAAUCGUCCUGGGGCUGGCCGCUGCCCUCGGUUACUACCUUACCAGGAACACCAAACUCAAGAUUCCUGUGAGGGCCGAGCCCGAUAAGGAAUACGAUUACAUUAUUGUUGGUGGAGGUUCGGCGGGGUGUGUCCUGGCUAACCGUCUGAGCGAGGACAAGGCGAGUACGGUCUUGUUGCUUGAAGCCGGUGACGAAGGCACAGCAAAGGAGCUGGAGGUGCCGUCAAAAGGAGCGGGUGAGGUCCACGGUCCAAGGGAUUGGAAAUACAAGACUGUCAGACAGGAGAAUGCAUGUGGAAAUUGGCCAAAUAAUGAGUGCCUCCUGCCAAGUGGCAAAACCCUCGGUGGUUCCAGCGCCAUCAACACCCUGCUUUACGUCAGAGGCAAUAAGGCUGAUUACGAUGAAUGGGAUAAAAUGGGUGCGACUGGUUGGAAUUAUGAUAACGUUCUACCAUAUUUUAUAAAAGCAGAGAAUACAGAAGAUAAGAAACUAAAGAAAUCGCCGUACCACGGAACCGAAGGUCUUCUAAAAACGUCUCUUGUGAAAAACACACCUCUCGGAGAUUAUCUUGUAGAAGCAGCAGCAGAACUCAAUUUGACUAGUGGUGACUACAAUGGUGAAGAACAAAUCGGAGUGCAUUAUUCGCAGACGACCAUUGGUGACGGCAUGCGGGCGAGCACGUCUCGGAUGUACCUCUUCCCAGUCAUGCACAGGAAGAACUUACACGUGGUGGUGCAUGCCGAGGCUAACAAAGUUCUUUUUAAAGGCCACCUGGCCGUUGGUGUAGAAUACGCUACUCCUUUAGAUACCCAUGUUACCGUGCUGGCAAGGAAGGAAGUGAUCAUUUCAGCAGGGGCGAUUGGUAGCGCCCGACUACUGCUGUUGUCUGGAGUGGGACCAAAGGACCACCUACAGGAACUUGGUAUUUCUGUAGUUGCUGACCUACCAGUUGGGCAAAACCUGCACGAUCACCCGACCACUUGGGGCCCUGAGAUCUACAUUGACAAACCAAUCUCCAACCUGGAAGAAACAAGAUUUGAAUUUCUCGAAGAAUUAAAGUACGAUUGGUUUCGAACAGGCAUUCACUCCAAAGGAAUGUUGAUUGACAACAUGAUAUGGAUCAAAACAAGACUACAGAGAAAACCGCAGCCUGAUGUCCAAAUUCAGAUCUUGCCAUUCUUUGCUACUUCAGACGUUGGUCAGGAUGGAAUUGUGAGACAAUUCAAUUGGGAUGAAAAGGUAAGGAAGGACUACUACGCCUACAAGAAGGGCCAGCAUGGCUUCACCGCCAUGGUCUUCCCCACCCGCGCUGCAUCUACUGGACAUCUCAAACUCAAGUCAAAAUACCCAGACGAAGAUCCGCUAAUUCAUACCAAUUAUCUAGCAAACAGGAAUGACGUCAAGCGGAUGAUUGAAGGAAUUCGAUUCAUCGAGAAGCUAUUGGCCACCAAAGCAAUGAAGAAACUGAGACCUAGAUUUCGCGAAUCUGUGAGAAAGAUGCCUGGAUGUGAGCAACUCGAAGCGGGAUUCUCUGACGAAUACUGGAAAUGUUAUUUGAAGCAGAACGUACAGACGAUGUACCAUCUUGCCGGGACCUGCAAAAUGGGAGGGGUUGGCGACCCUACCGCUGUAGUGGAUCCGCAACUUCGAGUGAAAGGACUCCACCACCUGAGAGUAGUUGACGCAUCUAUCAUGCCAUUUGUAGUCUCGGGUAACACGAAUGCCCCAACUAUCAUGAUCGCUGAAAGAGGGGCUGAUCUUAUCAAGGGGUUCAGCUCAGUAGAACCUGUCGAUCUCACCAAGAAGAAGAGGACUUAUUAACCUCAGAGAAAAAAAAUUAUGACAGUUACAUUUUGCUUAAUAGAUAGCUCUUCAUGUUAAAAUCAUUAUAUCGAACUACAAGAGGUGAUGGGUGGUCACACGUGUGCAAACCCGCUGCGAACGACACCAAGUUUCUUCACCCAGCGGAGGCUUUGGAGCGGUAUAUAUUCUGUUGUACUCGUAUCAAAAAUGGUUGUAGCAGUGAUUACGCCAUGUUCAUUUAUUGUCAGUGUAUAAUAGUCGGAGUCACAUAUUGCUUUUGAAUGAUGUAGCUUGUAAAUUUUGAUUUUGAUAACAAACUGGUGCUUUCUUGUACAGAUCACGCCACAUCAGUGUGAUAUCGACCACUUCAAAUACAUAAUGAGUUGCAGGUCGCUUACAUGUAGGUCAAUACUAAACACACUUAUAAUGCAUCCCUUAGUCAAUACCAAAAUGUACAAUAAUGACAUAUUAACACCGAUUGGCAUAAAAACGGUUUCUUUACCUGAUGAUUAAUUAAUUACAACGAUUUCUCAACACAAGAUUCGUCGUCCAUCUGUGAUAUGACUUCCGCUAGGUCAAUCAACUAAUGACGUAAGUUCCGUUAGCAUAGUCUGGAGCAAACAUGCGAUGUGGUCUAACGCUUGUCAAAAAUAACCGCCGUCGUCAAGCAAGAUGCUGAUAGCCUGGUCGGUUCGCUUUUGAAAAGCAUCCCCAUUAGAUAUAUGGAAAACUUCUUAUCGUGGAUGGAAUUUCUGGAUUUAAAAAAAAUUCCAAACGGAAACCAGGAACGUUAUUAACAUUAGGUAAGCACAUUCGUUAAUUUCCUUUAACAUAUCAACAUGUGAAACGGUAAGAAGUCCUGUUCAGGAUAUAAGACCAGUUGCUUGCUAAUGCACCACUUCGUCGCAAACUUCCUUCUUCCUUCUUUCAGGAAAGCAAUGAUUAGUCUUCUGGAACUACAAACGGCAUCAGUGGGUGUCUUGCGAAAGUCAUUGACCAAUAAAUCAUUCACUCUGAUCCCAGAUCGAAAAUUAUAACACUAUGAGUAACGAUCUUGUUCAGUUUCGUAAAAUGUGUUCAUGGCAUACCUUCACAUGAUUUUUACAAGAAUCUUGUAGAAGAAACUGAAUAAGUAUAAAACGAUCAUCGGGAUAUUCGACCUGGACUUCGUAGUUUUAUUGCUUAAUCUUACAGGACGAGUGCCAUUUGGUAGAUUUCAUCAAAGUAACAGUCUCCAAGAUGACGUUGUAUACAUAUCGCAUCAUCAGUGUUACCUUCGUUCUGUCCGCUUCCAUGAUGUCCACAGUCAAAGGACAGGAAUGCGCACAAGUCAAGAAGAUGUCACUGUUUGCUGAUGACUCGGUCUACCUGGGUCACACGCUAAAGAUAUCAAAUGCACGGAGUGUUCUUGAGUGCAUUGCACAAUGCUCCAGCAUGACAAAUUGUCUAUCAUUCCAUUAUUGUAAGAAAAGUGGCCUCUGUGAGCUGAACUCAAAUGCAGCGAGUACCUUGGCGGCCUUGACCUCAGAACCCGGAUGUAGGUACUACACGCAGACUACUGUUG